Acipenser ruthenus (sterlet) is the source of this 3574-nucleotide messenger RNA. Its product is annotated as tigger transposable element-derived protein 4-like. Gene Ontology annotation, molecular function: DNA binding. The annotation marks the transcript as partial. Gene Ontology annotation, cellular component: nucleus. NCBI's taxonomy places the organism in Eukaryota, Metazoa, Chordata, Actinopteri, Acipenseriformes, Acipenseridae. The transcript has a single exon. The record is from RefSeq and is a predicted model, not a curated record.
ACCAUCCUUGCCUGUAAUACGGAAAAAAAAAGUCUUUCCAUUGAGGAGAAAGUGGAUAUUAUAAGUGCUGUGGAAAGUGGGAGGAAGAAAACUGAGGUUGCUGCAGAAUACGGAAUAAAGAAAAAUUCUCUGUCCUCCAUAAUAAAAAAUAAGGAUAAGAUCUUGGAUGCCUAUGAAUCUUUCCAGUUCGAUCCCAGCCGAAAGCGACUAAGGACAGCUACUUAUACAGAUCUCGAAGAGGCCUUAAUGCGAUGGUACCAGACUUCACGUUGCCUGAAUGCACCAGUCAACGGACCUAUGUUACGUGUAAAAGCAAACGAUUUUGCACAGAAGUUGGGAUACAAGGACUUCAAGUGCAGCAACGGCUGGCUGGACCGUUUCAAGUCUAGGUACGGCCUGGUGUUCCGUUCUCAGCCUGUGGAGGCUCCAUCUGCUCCUGUGGAUACAUCAACUGUUUGGUACCAAACUGUGCUUCCAUAUUAUUUAAAUGAGUAUCAGCCUAAAAAUGUGUUUAGUGUUGCAGAGACAGGGCUGCUUUAUCAAAUGUUGCCUACCAAUACUUUUGCCUUCAGGGGGGAAACCUGCUCGUUCGGGAAGCAAAGUAGGAAAAUAAUAACUGUAGUGGUCGGUGCCAAUGUGGAUGGCACAGAAAAGCUUCCGUUACUGGUGAUUGGCAAAAACGCUAACCCGUGCUCCUUCAAAAGUGUCAAGUCACUGCCCGUGGAUUACGAGUCCAAUAGCAAGGCAGUCUUGACCCCAGAGGUGUUUGAAAAAUGGGUCCACAAAAUCGAUGAAAGGUUUCAGACUCAGCAACGGCGGGUUGCUCUGUUCGUCUGCCAGAGCCCAGCAUAUCCUGAGCUGAAAAACUUGAAGGCCAUCGAGCUCUUGUAUUUGCCUUCCACUGCCAUGCCAAAUGAGCACCCAAUGAAGCAGGGGACUAUCAAAAGUCUUAAAGUUAAAUACAGACACCAGCUAAUAAAGAGGUUUGUUGAGUGUGUCAAGAAGAGCAAGGAGUACACGUUGUCUCUGCUGGACACGGUCGAUAUGCUACACCUCUGCUGGAGGAACGUUACACGGGAGACUGUGACAUUCAGCUAUAAAAUGGCUAGAUUCAAACUACAAAACGUCAAAGCAGGCAUGGAGGACGUCGGCAUGGAGGAGGAAAACAGGCAUGAUCUCAUUGAGCAGGCCCGUGCAGUUGGGGUGGAGUUUCUUGAGGGUUUGUCUUUAGAUCAGUAUACAGAAGUGGAUGAGGACUUGAUGGCAUUAGACUCACCAGUACUUAGCAUGGACAACCUGGGCGGGAGUGAAGGGACAUCUGAAGAAGCGCUGUCUUUGGGGAACGAGGAAGAUGACGAUGAGGAUGAGUAUCUGGGGUCUGAGAUGAUCACUCCCUCCAAGACUGAAACUUUGGCUGCCUUGGCGAUCGUGAAGAGGUUUCUCAGGGGCCAUGAGGUUAACCAUGGUCUCCACAAUUCCGUGGCUGACAUAGAUAAUCCUUCAGAGUGAUCCCUCCAAUUGAAUGUAACUUGCUUACCUUACAGAGAAAAUGCUGUAGCAGGUUUGUAAAUCCACACAUCCUAAAACAGAAACCAGGGAAAGAUUAUAAUAAUUUGAUAUUGUUUUAGUUCAACCUAAGCAAGUGGAUGCUGGAUUUUGAGGUAAAAUGUUAUAUAUGAUGCCCAUGUAUAUCACUGUGAGACGUGAGAUUUAUUUCUACAAUCAGUGGAAGGCAUAAUAAGUGGCAGGCAGAUAAGUUGUGCAUGAGAAGUAAUUUUAUUUUUCAAGAAAACAAUGCAUAUUUAGAGCAUGUAAGAACACAUUUUUAUCUUCGUCCAACUUCAUGUGUAUUUGUUUUUGAUGUUCUGGCAAUUUUAAAAUGUAAUAUAUUGAUGUAGAAAAUAAAGUGCCUUAGUACAGUUUUGAUUAACUGCAGUCAUUUACAGUGAGAUAGUGUCCACACUAAUAUAGCUUCCCAAUUGGUCACCUAUAGAAACUGUACUAGUCUGAACCACUUGUUGUAUUGUGAAUACUCACAUAUACAUAGUUCUGUAUUAAAUCACAGCUUUCAAAUGACCCCUGAACGGUUGUUAUUCAGCAGGUUUGACUGUAAAUGUUCUUUUUCCUGUUUGGAUUAUGGGAAAAAAAUAAAUAGCAUGUCAAGUGAAGCUUUUAUUAGCCUGUGGCAAACGCAAUUACACCAGAACACACAGGCUGGUACCCUGUAGAUAAGAAUCUUUGCAGGACCAAACUUAGUGAUCUGUUUUAGGAUGUUGUGGAUUUGUAACAUAGAACUACUGUGAAAAAUGUGAAGCUUUACUACAUUUAAUGUACUGUGAGGUUUCCUCCUAAAAAGUGUUCAAAACAGAUGUAAUUGUUAGCACUUUGUGAAGCAUUUAGAAAUGAACUAACAGAAGUUUUCAUAGCAAGUUAAACAAAGAAAAGAAAAGGAAGUGGUUAUGGUUAUGGUUAGCUUGAGGAUGGUAUAUAAAUUGCCACCAUUUGUUUAGUUGUGAUAGAAAAAAGUGCAUUUGACUUAGAGACAUUAAAAACCAUAUUGUCAGUCUAGCUUUUAUAUCCAGGCUAAGCAAAACUAAUGUAAAAAACACAAAACCAUAUAAAUGGAAUUGGAUGUCUUCUUUUGUACACAAGCUAUGAACUCUUAUCCAAUUUCUAUGCGUUGUAUUAAAGCUCCUGGCUAUGUUGAUUCAAGCUGUGCAUAUUGUCUAUUAUAUAGCAUUUCGAUCCCCUGAGACAAAGAGGCCCAAUUUUUAAAUUUGCCUUUUUGUAAUGACUUGGGUGACAUCAUUUCAGUAACCCACUUUUACAUACGUUUUCCAUAUGUUAAGGAUCCAAGUUCUUGUUCAUAUCCCUGCAAUCAGCCAGUUGAAUAACAAACAUUUUAAUCAUCCAUAUUGUGGAUUUUCAGUAUAUGUAUAUCCCUGUGAGAACAAACAUUUUAAUAAAACUAGUCCCCCACAAAUAUAUUUGUUAGAUUGUAAGCAGGCUGCUACACAGCUAUAUAGUAACAAACCUUCUAUGUUAGUGCUCAAUUAAGUAUGCUUUCUCAAUGCCAGCAGCUAUUAACAGGUAAGCACUAACACAAGGGUUAUUUCUGAAUAAUGCUGUUCAUCUCUAAAAUUGAUUGUGACCAAAUACUGAAUACUCAGUGCGUCCUCUAGGUAUACAAUAGCUAUUAUGUGACAAACGCAGUGGACUUCAUAAAAAGUCAGGUGUGUGCUGCUAUCACCCUGAGUCUGGUUUUCACAAAAUCAGCGUCCGGCAGUAAUGUGCUGUCAUCAAAAGGAACCUUUGUGAUGUUUAUUAAUACUACUGUGUCGGGUAUCGCAGGACUCACAAGGCAGAUGAAAGUGAAUAACAGAGAGAUUCCACUUGUCAUAUAAUAAUGUAUAUCUUCUCUACGCCAACCAUCUGUACAACUGUUAAUUAAUAUACUUGAUAUGCUUCAUAAUCAGUGUACUGUAUACUACUACUAAUGUGUGUGUGUGUGUACAUUUCUAUAUUACUUCUAAUUUUAGUUACAGUAGAAUGUCAAUAAAAAUGUUAUUUGCAA